This is a messenger RNA of Sorex araneus (European shrew), 8532 nucleotides long. RefSeq names its product janus kinase and microtubule interacting protein 2 (gene JAKMIP2). Gene Ontology annotation, molecular function: microtubule binding; kinase binding. The transcript has 22 exons. NCBI's taxonomy places the organism in Eukaryota, Metazoa, Chordata, Mammalia, Eulipotyphla, Soricidae. Bases 452 to 2914 code for a protein of 820 amino acids. The record is from RefSeq and is a predicted model, not a curated record.
GAGGAGGUGUCUGCUGCAAGUUCCUGGCUGCUUGCGAGCUCACCCCAUCCUCCGAGAGGGAGGAGGCCAAGUGGUGAUGCUGCUGCUUCUGUCGCCUCUUCUGCUGCUACUCUAGCGGGGCUGGAAGGGUGGUUCCUGUUCGCACCGUCGCCGACCGGAGAGGGAGUGGAGGAAAAAAAAGAAAAAAUCCAAGCCGCAGCUGCUGAUGUUGGAUUUCGAGGCUGCAUCCGACUGGGUCGCAAAGAAAAUGGAUUCAGUUUGCACCUCUCCCUCCUUUCAGCAGCGUCGCCGGCUCUCCGCAGGGGCUUCCAAGGCAGCGGCUGAGGAGACCUUGUCAAAGAGCACCACGCAGUAGAUGCUGAAGCACCGCACUCCGGGUUAAGAAGCAGUAACAUGGCAGCCCCCGUUUGAAAGGAACUAAGAACCAACAGACCCCAUUUCAAAAGGAACAAUGUCCAAGAAAGGGCGAAAUAAGGGCGAGAAGCCCGAGGCACUCGUCGUUGCCCUUCAAGCUGCCAAUGAAGACCUCAGGACAAAGCUCACAGACAUCCAGAUAGAGCUACACCAAGAGAAGUCCAAGGUGUCUAAGCUGGAAAGAGAGAAGACUCAAGAGACAAAGCGGAUCCGUGAGCUGGAGCAGCGCAAGCACACAGUCCUGGUGACGGAACUCAAAGCCAAGCUCCAUGAGGAGAAGAUGAAGGAGCUGCAGGCGGUGAGGGAGAAUCUCAUUAAACAGCACGAGCAGGAGAUGGCAAGGACGGUGAAGGUGCGGGACGGGGAGAUCCAGAGGCUCAAGUCGGCCAUGUGCGCUCUCCGGGAUGGCAGUAGUGACAAAGUAAGGACAGCGCUCACCAUUGAGGCCCGGGAGGAGGCCAGGAAACUGUUCGAUGCGGAGCGCCUUAAGCUCUUACAGGAAAUUUCGGACCUGAAAACUGCCAAGAAGCAGGUAGACGAGGCUCUGAGCAAUAUGAUCCAGGCGGAUAAAAUCAAGGCGGGGGACCUGCGGAGUGAGCAUCAGUCCCACCAGGAAGCCAUCUCCAAGAUCAAGUGGGAGUCGGAGCGGGAUAUCCGGAGGCUGAUGGAUGAAAUCAAGGCCAAGGACAGGAUCAUCUUUUCCCUGGAAAAGGAACUGGAGACCCAAACUGGCUAUGUGCAGAAACUCCAGCUGCAGAAGGAAGCUUUGGAUGAACAACUCUUUCUGGUCAAGGAGGCCGAGUGUAAUAUGAGCAGUCCAAAACGAGAGAUUCCAGGCAGAGCCGGAGACGGCUCGGAGCACUGCAGCAGCCCUGAUUUACGAAGAAAUCAAAAAAGAAUAGCCGAAUUGAAUGCCACUAUACGAAAAUUAGAAGACAGAAAUACUUUGCUUGGAGAUGAACGAAAUGAAUUGUUAAAACGCGUGCGGGAAACUGAAAAACAGUGUAAACCUCUUCUGGAAAGGAACAAGUGCCUCGCCAAGAGAAACGAUGAACUGAUGGUAUCUUUGCAGCGCAUGGAAGAGAAACUGAAAGCCAUCACGAAGGAGAACUUAGAAAUGAGAGAAAAAAUAACAUCCCACCCACCCUUGAAGAAAUUAAAAUCUUUGAAUGACCUUGACCAAGCUAAUGAAGAGCAAGAAACAGAGUUUCUAAAACUUCAGGUCAUUGAGCAACAGAACAUCAUUGAUGAACUCACAAGGGACCGAGAAAAGCUCAUCCGUAGGAGAAAGCAUAGAAGAAGUUCCAAACCAAUUAAGAGGCCUGUUUUGGACCCCUUUAUUGGCUAUGAUGAGGACUCGAUGGAUUCAGAGACAUCCUCCAUGGCCUCGUUUAGAACAGACCGGACACCAGCUACUCCUGAUGAUGACUUGGAUGAAAGUUUAGCUGCUGAAGAAUCUGAGCUACGAUUUCGACAGUUAACUAAAGAAUACCAGGCCCUCCAAAGAGCAUAUGCCCUCCUGCAGGAGCAGACUGGAGGCAUCAUUGAUGCAGAAAGGGAAGCCAAGGCGCAAGAACAACUCCAAGCUGAGGUGCUAAGAUAUAAAGCCAAAAUUGAAGAUCUGGAAGCAACCCUGGCUCAAAAGGGGCAGGAUUCACACUGGGUAGAAGAUAAGCAACUUUUCAUUAAGAGAAACCAGGAGCUUUUAGAAAAGAUAGAAAAACAGGAGGCAGAAAAUCACCGAUUACAACAGGAACUACAAGAUGCCAGAGACCAAAAUGAGCUGCUGGAAUUUCGAAACCUAGAACUGGAAGAAAGAGAGAGACGAUCUCCUCCAUUUAAUCUGCAAAUCCACCCAUUCUCAGACGGUGUGAGUGCUCUACAGAUAUACUGUAUGAAAGAAGGUGUCAAGGAUGUAAAUAUUCCGGAUCUCAUAAAACAGCUUGAUAUCUUGGGUGAUAAUGGGAAUUUAAGGAAUGAAGAACAAGUGGCCAUAAUUCAGGCUAGUACUGUGCUGUCCCUGGCAGAAAAGUGGAUCCAGCAAAUUGAAGGAGCAGAGGCUGCCUUGCACCAGAAAAUGAUCGAACUGGAAAGUGAUAUGGAGCAGUUCUGCAAAAUAAAAGGCUACCUGGAAGAAGAACUAGACUACAGAAAACAGGCUCUCGAUCAAGCAUAUAUGAGAAUCCAGGAACUAGAAGCUACCCUGUACAAUGCUCUGCAGCAAGAAACUGUUAUCAAGUUUGGUGAAUUGCUAAGUGAAAAACAGCAAGAGGAGCUUCGAACAGCAGUAGAAAAGUUGCGGCGGCAGAUGCUGAGGAAGAGCAGGGAGUAUGACUGCCAGAUUCUGCAGGAAAGAAUGGAGCUCUUACAGCAGGCGCAUCAGAGAAUUCGUGAUUUAGAAGAUAAAACAGAUAUACAAAAAAGACAGAUAAAGGACUUAGAAGAAAAGUUUCUGUUUCUAUUCUUGUUCUUCUCUCUUGCCUUUAUUCUAUGGCCUUGAUGUCAAGGUGCCUCUUAAAGAGUAACCGAAAACACGGAUAAGACCCCAGAAAGGCAAAUGCUUCUAAACCUUCAAAGAUGGCAAAAAUGUUUACACCAGUAAGAGGGAGAUCAAAAGCUAAGAACUGCUCUGUAGCCAGGACUACAGCUGUGCAUUUUAAAGCCAUUCUUCGAGGUUUCUUACUUGACAGUUCCUACAUGACCCUGUUGAGAAUUACAAUAUAUGCUGCAUUUAAUGAAACAUGUAUAUGUCAAACCAGAAGAAGAGAACUAUAAACAUAUAUUGUGUAAAGAAAAAAAAUCAACAAUGGAACCAGUUUCAGCAGAUCAAGCAAAAAUGUGUCUUGGGCAUGGAACCAAAGUUACAAAAACAUUCUACUCCUGCUGUGCAGGGGGGUCAUUUUAAUGUAACACAACAUCCCAUGGAAAUACUAGUCCUGAAAUAAACAUCAUUUUAAAAAAAUCAAAACAGAGACAAGGGAGGGUGGGGAAUGAAGCACGAAUACUUAUGAGGAGCUAUUUACAAUAAAAUAUUUCAUUUGAAAAGUCUGGUUUCUUACUACAGGGAUUCGCUUUUCUGUCUUUAUUAUUGUUUUAAACUCAGGAACAGAGACAUCUGCAAUGUGAAUAGGAAGAAAAGCAUUUGGUUUCCCUGCUAAAGGUGGAGUUUGUGGAAUUCAGAUGACAGAGGAUCGCUGUUACCAACUAAACUGGCAACCAAGACCAAGAACACACAGAAGAACGUUAACAUAGAAAUAAAAGUGGAAUUGAUGCUUCUUUGGCCUUCUAUCACAUCUGUGUUCCUCCACAAACAACAGACUAAUCUCAUUCAUAUUGAAAAUUAAGAAGAUUAUGCUCUAAAUCACAAACUCCCUGACUUAGUUCUGUUUAGAAUGCCAACAUCUAUAGGGGACACAGGCCACAGAGCAUUUCAUAAGUCUUUUAAUUUCCAGAAUACUGGAUUUUCAAAUGGCUAUUUAAAAUUGCCUGCAAAUAAAUACAUUAUAUGAUAAAGGCAAUAAGUAAACUUCUGCUGAUACUUGAGUUUGCCACAGAGUUGUGAAUAUUAAAGCGUGAUUAUUUUUUUUAAAGUAUCCUGAUAUACCCAGAGCAUUCUGACCUCUUGUAUACAUUUUUCCAGAGAGCUGACAGUACAAGAUUUGCUCUACUUUUUUUAAUAUAUAUAUGAAUAACAUUGUGUUACCAAUGAGGUCAUUUUCUAACAGAGACAAUGAGAAGACUAAUACUUUUCCCAAGUUAUGUAAAAAUAGUCUUGGUCUCAUAACUGAGUAAAUAAAUACUCCUGAAAAUCAGAUUUUACAGUUAAUUUACCAUAGGUGAGAAAAAAAUCAAUUUUCCAAGUUAUCAAGGUUUAAUUUCUAGGGCUAGAAUGCCUAUGCUUAGUGUGUGUUGGAAACCAGAAACUUCCUUGGAAAUCCUUCUGGACAUGAGUUUGGUACCAUAUGCUUUGGCUUUAGCACUGGUAAUUUUAAAGCCAGACCAAUAAAUGAAGAAUGGGGGGGAGCUAAAAUUCUGGGGCCCCACUUUUGUUCUUAUUUUUGUUACUCUCUCCAGGUAUCAUUGGCCAGUCACUUAACCUCUCUGUGCCUCAGUUUCCUCAUCUGCAAAAUGAGGUUGAAAUGCUUUUUCAUAAAGAUUUGGGGCUUUUCUUUUUGUUUUGGGUUUUUUUUUUUGUUUGCAAUUCUGGAACAAGAGGUGCUUCAAGUAGCACGAAGUGCUUUGUAAUCAUUAUGACUAUUAUAUUAUUUGAUAUUCUUGUUUGUUGAGAAAAAGUCCCCUGUGUAAUAAAAUAAGUUAGGUUUGGCUAGGUUCAGUCUACACAUGGCAGCACUGAAGCUACCCCAUCAAACUACCUGGGACAUUGCUAGCAAUAAAGAAUAAGAUAUCCAGAGCAGCUAAGAUCUCUAAUAAUCUAGAGCAAAUAGAUCAUCUCAUGCUAUUAAACAAGAUAGACAAGUGUGUUGUUUCUGUGAUAAGAAUCCGCAGGCUCCCCUGGUUGCCUAUGUAUGACGUAAUGCAAGCUCCACUAUUCACAGAGGAGAACCAGCAUAAAAUUAGAGCUUGAAGUGAACCAGUAGAAUCACAUAAAUAGCCUGGUUAUCCCUUCCAUUUGGAAGGAAAUUAUAAUGAUAUGUCCUCCUGAGAAAGUACCAAAAAAAAAAACUUGCACUAAAUUCUUUGCUCAAAAAGUUUCCAGAUUAAAUAUGAAUAGCAGAUUAAUUGUACAUGUAACAUAAAAGUGUGUGCCACUACAACUCCAAAAUCUUACAAAUUGGAAAAUAUUGGUCAAUUGAAAGAGGAAGUACUGCAGUCCUAUAUCUUAAAAUUUUCUCUUCUGUUGCUUUUCACUGGCCGUGCCUGAGUCCACCCGAGCAAAUUUCAUGCCCCGUCUGCUUCAAACAUAAUUUCUUGCUGUUUAUCUUGUUUUCCCAUGUAGAAAUUCAUAUGCAAUCACUAAUUAUGACAAAUGAUCAUAAAUAUUUUGAAAACUGGUGUAACUGAUACCUUAAACAUAUGAAUCAUAUAUUUUAUGCUACAUGAUUGUAGCAUACAUACAAUAUUACAUGAGGAUUAAUAUAUCCUAAGCAGCUUCCAUUGUAUUUUAAAAUAUAUUUAGGGCAAUUGCAAAAGGAGGGCUCAAUAUCCAACAGAUUAGCAAAUUUCUCUAGAUUUUAAGAUAAAGGGUGUUGUAUUUUUGCCAAGCCUCCCUCAUGACCUUCAAACUUAGGAUGUUAUUAGAUAAAGUUUAAUAAUUCUAUAGAUAUAGAUCUGUUAUUUAUUUCCACAAUUGUUUAAAAAAAAGCUUGCUAAAACAAAAGUAUGUCCAUGUUUCAGUCAAACAUGAAUCUAUGGGAAUGAACCAUAUCUAAAUGAGAACUUUUCUUGUAUAUUAUCUUCAGCAAUAGUGAGGAUAUCUGAAUAAUCACAGUGAGACCUAACUAAUCAUAUGGCUCCACUUCUUAAAAAAGAUAAGAUGCAAAAUUUAAGAUUAGUAUGGAGCAUAUCUAUCCUGGCACAUCUGGCCAAAGAGUUAAUAGCAAUCAAAGCAGCAUUCCUCAGGAUAUACUUGCUAAAUUUUUUGAACAUAAUAUUCAUCUACUGGAAAAUAACAUAACAAAUACUUUAAAAAUAGUUUGAAAUUAAAUUAUAUCCCUGAUUUAGCACUGUUAUUGAGAACAAAAAAUUCUACAUGAGAAAGGUAAAAAUAGACUAUAUUUAUGUGGCCCUUAUACUAGAAAACAUCACUAAUUUGACUUUUUAAUGCCACCCAAAUUUGGAAAACAUUAGAAACUUCUGGAAAUCAGUUUAAAAUCCCUUUAAACCUAUGUCAUAUAGAUAAGAUCAUUGUCAACAGUGAAGAUUUAGAAAUAAGAAGAUAAAUUUUGCUUUUAUUUUUCUUGUGCACAAACAACAGCUUUCAUAGAUGACCUGGGUCUUCAAUAGAGUAGAAAUAAUGUAAAGAGUUCACGGAUCAUCACUGACAUAGAAAUAAAGUUUUGCUAAAUAAUUUCUGCUAUAGUAUUUUAUUUCAACUUAUUUUUUUUUCAGUUUAAAAUAAAUCUGACAAAAUUGCCUUUUUUUGCUAAUUCAUUGACAGUUUUUUUCUGUAAAUUCAAUGUGUAAUUCUUAAGUUCACUGUCUUCAAUGUAUUUCAUAAGUUUGUUGUUUAAGAUGAACCCUAUGUUUCCAUGGAUAUUGUAAAGAUACUAUUCAUCAGUUUAUGUUAACAAUUAAAUGAUUAGAUUAUGUAUAUUAUGUCAAAACUUGGUGGCAAUUGGAGACUUUAAAAUAUUGGAUUUUCCUAUCCAGAAUAAUGCAUAAUAUAUAUACCUAUAUAUAUAUCCACAUACAUAUUUCCAUAUAUGUAUGUAAGGAAGAACCUAUGUUUGCAAGCUGAAUUGUUUUUUGCCCUUUUACCUUUUGUGAAACUUUCGUACGAAACACGGAAUAUUUUCAUAGAAUCUUGCAGGUUCAUUUAAUUCUAUCAUUUUAGUAAAUUAGGUGCACCCUUAUAUUUUAAAAGUUUAAUAUAACUUUUAGGAGAUUAGUAAUCAAAGCAAAUCUGAGCUGUUUGUCAUGAAUUAUUGAUUCCAGAAUGCCCCAAGCCUCUCUUCAAUAGGAUGUCUACUUUCCCAUGGGAAAAACGAAUGAAAGUUUAUGUUCUGUUCAAUUGACUUAGUGUCUAUGCUCUUGAGACUGAAUUCCAGGUAUAUAUUUUCCAGGCAAGAAGAUUCAGUCAUGAUAGAAGGUUGGAGCUGAUUAUUGAAAAGUCUCUUCUGAUGCCAAACUGAUUGCAUUUCAGUACUGGACAGGAGGAAUCCUUUGCUGCAUUUCGUUUGGCAGUUUUGUUCUUUCUAAAUAAAUCUGUUGUUGAAAGCUCAAGUCCAAUUUUAAUCAAAAUCGCUAAAAAUAUACUUCAAGGGCAACGUGCAAAAAUAAGAAGAUCACCAUUUUCUCUAUUCAUCAAAUUCAGAGGUGCAGGUUGUUGAUGGGGUGAGGUCCCCUGCUUUUGUAUUUUCAUAUUUUGCAUUGAGGUCUUUGUGCCAUACUAUAUUUGCAACUGUAUUGCAUCCAAGUUUUCGAUAUAGUGUGAGUAGUGUGGAUAAACGAUGCUGAGUCCACCUUUGCCUUUAACCAAGACUCCAUGAACUUGUGAAAGUGUGGGUAAGGUGUCUAAAAGCAGUUCCCCGGUAUCCAUGGAUAAUCACUAAUAUUUGAUUGACAGCUCACAAAAUGUGCCUAUUUACCCCCACUAAGCAUAACUUCCCACAAUGAGGCAGUUCAAAAUUCACUUUUAUAAGUGUGUGAUGUACAUAUGUACACUUAUGUAUUCUGUAUAUAGUAUAAUGUGAGCACUUACUAAAUGUGUACUCUGUCCUAGGAUUGAGGACAUGUGAGAUUUUUCUGAUGCUGCUGAGUAACUCACCUUUCUGUUUAUCACCUUGUCUCUGCUCUUCUCCUUGCCUGAUGACUUUUAUUUCACCUCUGUUCAAACUACUGUUUUCUAUUGUUGACCAAGAUUGGUUUUCCAGUUGUCCAGAUCCAGUCAAGGAGUGAUGCCACUGGCUUUCUGGAAAAAGCAACAGAAAGUUCAGCACAAUCGACAGUAUUCAUAUUAGCCAAAAAUGCCACAUUUUUGUCAGCUAACACUCCCAUCCCUGGGAGAGUUUGUGCUUGCUUUACUUUCAAGAUGCAAUUCUGCCCGGAUUCAUACAUCGAGUGAUGGGUUUGAAUAUACUGUACCCCCAGUGUCUACUAGAUUGUUGUAGCCAGGGGCCAAUUUCUCAGAGCUUUUCUCCAAUCAUUUGCCUCAGUUAGCGUUCCCUCUCUCCAUCUCAUUAGCAUGACUCCAUAUCCUGCUUCAGUGCUUGUUUAUUAAUGAAAGAAAAAUAUGAAUUGGUUGAAUUUCACCAGAAUUAUCCUCUGAAGUACAUGGAACAUGUACUGUAGGUAUUACCGUAGAAAUGUAAUCAACUUAAUGUACGUAAAGUUUUAUGAAUGGUUAUUUUAUAAUUUAUGUAUUUAAUAUAGGAAUCAAUGAACCCUGGUGUUUUAGUUUAUAUAAAAAUAAAAAAAGCUGCAUUUUUUAAAACUUUA